Molecule: messenger RNA, 2233 nt
Organism: Megalops cyprinoides (Indo-Pacific tarpon)
Lineage: Eukaryota; Metazoa; Chordata; Actinopteri; Elopiformes; Megalopidae
Gene: polr3c
Product: polymerase (RNA) III (DNA directed) polypeptide C
Exons: 15
Coding region: 118-1752 (544 amino acids)
Biological process (GO): DNA-templated transcription
Cellular component (GO): RNA polymerase III complex
Molecular function (GO): single-stranded DNA binding
Source: RefSeq, a predicted model, not a curated record
GCCUGAUGGACACAUGGUUUCUUGGUUUCUGUGAAAGAAGUAACGUUAGCGAGAUUAUUGUAUGUGACUCAAAACCUCUCUGUCAACGACAACGUACAAUACAACAACAACAGCCAGAUGACGGUGCAGGAGGUGCGUCUGUGUGGGCUGCUGCUGCAGGAGCAUUUCGGGGAGGUGGUGGAGAAGGUUGGAACUCACCUCCUGAGGACUGGAGCACAGACGCUGCGCGCCAUCGCCCACGACACCAGCACUCCGCUAGACCUGGUGAAGAAGUCUCUGUGUGUGCUGGUGCAGCACGGUGUCUGUGUGUUCGGAGGGGGCCGCAGGGGCCCCGGGGGGGCGGUGGAGUACCGAGCGAGCUGCUCGCGGGUGCUGCGCAUCCUGCGGUAUCCGCGCUACAUCUACACCGCGAAGACGCUGUACGGAGACACGGGGGAGCUCAUUGUGGAGGAGGUGCUGCAGCGCGGUCACAUGACCCUGAGUCACGCUGUGAGGACCGUGGCUGACAGGCUGACGCAUAACAUGGAGGAGGGCCACAGUAUGGAGUACAGUGAGGUAGUAUCUUCCUUUUCUCGACUGGUGGAGACCCAUUUCCUGCAACGCUGCCCCCCUGUGACAGAGGUGGGAACUGCAUCCUCAACAACAUCAGCCUCUGACACUCCAGCUGGCCCAGCAGCUGUGCCGACCCUUGCAGACAGCCACCCUGACCGCUACACGCUGCCCCAUAUCAGUCUCACAGGUCGGGGGAAGCGCCGGCGCUCCAGUGAGGAGAGUGAGGGGGAGCAGAGAGGGGGGAAGAGAGCCAAACUCGAUACGGAGGCAGCGCCCUUGGGCGACGAGGGGAUCUAUUGGCAGGUGAACUUCGACAGGUUCCAUCAGCACUUCCGAGACCAGGCCAUUGUCAGUGCAGUCGCCAGCAAACUUGACCAGACAAGCAGUGAGAUUGUGAGGACCAUGCUGAGGAUGAGCGAAGUGACGACCACGCCCACCGCCGCCUACACACAGCCCCUCUCUGCUAACGAGAUCUUCCGCGCCCUCCCUCCCAGUUACAGCAUCAGCCGCCCGGUUCUGGAGCAGUACCUCUCCCUCCUGGUGGACGACCCGAUGGAGUUUGUAGGGAAGUCAGGAGACAGUGGCGGAGGGAUGUAUGUCGUCAAUCUGCACAAGGCCCUGGCCAGCCUGGCGAGAGCCACACUGGAGUCAGUGGUACAGGAGAGGUUCGGCUCGCGGUCGGCGCGCAUUUUCCGGCUGUUGCUGCGGAAACGGCAUCUGGAACAGAAGCAGGUGGAAGACUUUGCAAUGAUCCCCGCAAAAGAGGCCAAAGAAAUGCUGUACACGCUUCUGUCCGAGAAUCUGGUCCAGUUGCAGGAAAUCCCAAAGACACCUGAUCAUGCCCCGUCUCGUACCUUCUACCUGUACACUGUCAACCCCCUGCCCACGGCCAGGCUACUGCUCCAGCACUGCUACAAGACGGUAGCUAACCUGAUCGAGAGGCGUCUGUAUGAAACCAAGGAGAACAAGCGUCUGCUGGAGAAGUCCCAGCGCAUUGAGGCAAUUCUGGCAUCGCUGCAGGCCAGUGGGGCGGAGACGGGUCAGCUGACAGAGGUGGAGGAGAUGAUCACCGCCCCCGAGAGACAACAGCUGCAGGCGCUACGCAACCACGUCAACAAGUUGGAUUCCAGUGAGAACCAGGUGGAUGAGACAAUCUUCCUCUUGGAAUCCUACAUCAACUCUACAGAGACUACACACUGACAGCGUGUGUGGCCCACAGACACACAGUAACACAAAGAACAGGGAAAGUGCUUGCAGCAAUACACACUUCCUGGCUCAUAAGUGCAGAUGCACUCAAAAACCUUUUACUGACUAUGGGUAUUAGCUGUGGUUAAGGCUAGAUGAAGGUUCACACUAUAAGUUUUAUUAUAAUGCAGAUGUGCAUAUUUUCUGUAUUUACAGGAAACAUUACUGCUUAAACUUUUUUCUGUGCUCAGUGCUGGUUCCAGACUUUUUCACCCCAACAGAAGGGAAUGAAAUGAUCACAGCUGAGUGGUUUAAUAAUAAAAUUGUUUGAUCCUUAAUGCUUUACAUGUAAGUCUGUGUUUAAAAACCUCUUGAUACAAAUUGUUGAUUGUGGACAGUUCUGUAUGCAAAUGGAGAUCAAUGUGUGUACCAUCAUUCACAAAAGAGUAACGACACAUCUGAGAACAAUAUGUACAAAUCAACUUUAAUGUUCCAA